UCAUGUGUGAGCGGGGGCUUUAUUUUGAAACCAGACACCGGAAGUUGUAUAAUUUUGUUUUGCUGUGAUUGACACUUUGGCUGAUUUUCAUCGGCUGUCCAUACAGGUGCGCAUGGACAUUUGUGCGUAAUUUGCGGGCGGCGAGAAAUGCGUGUUUACUAUGUGAAUGCACGAUGCUCGGCGUUCCAGGCAGAAAUGCGCGUCCACGGCGGAAUAUCUCUGCAGCUCACACACUGAAGACAGUGCAAGUGGGGCAUGCAUUCACUUUAACACAGCGGACCAACAAGCUGGUGUAGUCAGUAGCAGAUUCCCGGGGAUAAAACGACGUCUUGGUUUUCUGCAACAACACUGGAUUACCGGAGCUGCAGGAGGUGGGUUUGAAGGAAGGUUUUCAGUUUUGAGCAUAAUAAGAGAAAAACGUGGAGAUCCCAGAUGUGAAAAGGCAGGUGCGUGUCGAGAUUCGCACCUCGUUUUUUUUUCUUUUGCAAUCUGAUUUUCGGCCGGAGCCUGUGAAAUGCAGCCUCUACCUGACAGAUGUGUGGCACCACAACUGCAGCCUACAGAGAGCGUCUCCUGUCUACCUGCUGCUGAUCUGCUGUGGUCGGCUGUGGAGGACUGAGAGUGCUACAGCUGCAAAUCUCAUCAUCAUCAUCAUCACCAUCAACGUCUGCCACUUCAAACACGACAAGAUACAAGAGGACAGAGGCUGCUUUUGUCUGAUCAAAAGCGCCGGCAGUCACAGAGUACCUGUAGACGAUGACUCCAGCAGAGCUGCUUGCUUGAACGCAGCAUGAGAUAAUUGAGGACCACCAUACUAAUCGCUGAUUCAAGCUUUUUCUGUUUGGCGCUGAUGAAAAUGUUCCAGUGUGUCAGUUGACUGACAGGGUUGCAGUGCUGUUCUAGCCCCGGGACAUCGCCAGCAGCUGAAGCGCAGACACCACAAAGGAGAUGGCUCGUCCAGGAUCAGGGAUGCUGGUGCCCGUCAAUGGACUGGGGUACCCCCCUCAGAACCUGGCCAGGGUGGUGGUCUGGGAGUGGAUGAACGAACAUGGUCGCUGGAGGCCCUACAGUGCAGCGGUUUGCCACCAUAUUGAGAAUGUGCUGAAGGGGGAUGCCCGGGGAAGUGUAGUUCUGGGCCAGGUGGAUGGUCAGCUCUCUCCUUACAUCAUCGACCUGCAGUCCAUGCACCAGUUUCGACAGGACACAGGCACCAUGAGGCCGGUGCAGAGGAACUUCUACGAGCCGUCGUCUGCCCCGGGGAAAGGCGUGGUGUGGGAGUGGGAGAACGACAACGGCUCGUGGACGCCGUAUGACAUGGAGAUCUGUGUGACCAUCCAGAACGCCUACGAGAAGCAGCACCCCUGGCUCGACCUGACCUCUCUGGGCUUCUGCUACCUCAUCGACUUCAACAGCAUGUCUCAGACCAACCGGCAGAGCCAGCGCAAGCGGCGCCUGCGGAGACGCAUGGACCUGGCCUACCCGCUCAUCAUGGGCUCCAUCCCCAAGUCGCAGUCCUGGCCCGUGGGAGCCAGCUCCGGCCAGCCCUGCUCCUGCCAGCAGUGCAUCCUGGUCAACAGUACGAGAGCCGCCUCUAAUGCGAUUCUGGCCUCUCAGCGGCGUAAGCACUACGGAGGGACAGCGGGCAACCCGGGCGCUGCAGGAACCCUCACAGUGGUGCGGCAGAGCAACACCUUUGCUGGAACCUCCCUCUGGUCUCCGACAUCCACCUCCUCCGGCACCAACAACAAUAACAUAAGUGUGGGGGGUGGGCAAGCCAAAGCGGAACAGGUGCAGUUGCCACUGUCCACUGCCAACUUCCCCUGUUCCCCCGUGAUGCCAUCUCUUUCAUCCGCCCAUGGCCACCACGCUCUCACCAUCAACGGACAGAACAACCUGAACCGGCCGGGCACUCAGCGCAUUUCCAUGGGCACUGCCAGAGGAGCCAUCCCACCAGGAGUUCCUGCCCUCCCAGUAAAGAACCUGACUGGAUCUGGACCAGUGCACCCAGCACUAGCAGGUAUGACAGGUAUCCUGAUGUGCGCUGCAGGUCUGCCGGUUUGCCUGACUCGGGCCCCCAAGCCCAUUCUGCACCCGCCACCCAUCAACAAGAGUGACAUGAAGCCUGUGCCAGGGAUCAACGGCAUGCGCCGCAAAACCAAGAAAAAGCACCUGAGGAGAGGGAAAAACCCAGAGGAUGUGGUGCGAAGAUACACAGAGAAGAUUAAAGUGGUACCAGAUGAGGACUGUACCAUCUGCAUGGAGAGGCUGGUCAUGUCAUCAGGCUAUGAAGGCGUCCUGCAGCACAAAGGCAUCAAGCCAGAGCUGGUGGGCAAACUUGGCAAGUGUGGGCACAUGUACCAUCUGCUGUGCCUGGUGGCCAUGUACAACAAUGGCAAUAAGGAUGGCAGUCUUCAGUGUCCAACAUGCAAAACCAUCUACGGGGAGAAAACAGGCACACAGCCCCCUGGGAAGAUGGAGUACCACGUCAUCCCCCACUGCCUGCCCGGCUACCCAGACUCCAAGACCAUCCGCAUCGUCUAUGACAUUCCUGCUGGCAUCCAGACCAAUGAGCAUCCCAACCCCGGGAAGAAGUUCAGUGCAAGAGGGUUUCCUCGACACUGCUACCUCCCUGACAAUGAGAAAGGCAGGAAGGUCCUGAAGCUGCUGAUCAUGGCCUGGGACCGACGCCUCAUCUUCACCAUCGGCACGUCCAGCACCACGGGCGAGUCAGACACAGUGGUGUGGAACGAGAUUCACCACAAGACAGAAUUCGGCUCCAACCUGACCGGCCACGGCUACCCCGACCCCAACUACCUGGACAACGUCCUGACAGAGCUGUCGGCCCAGGGGGUCGGCGAGGACAACCUGAAGGACUGAUGUGCAGCUGAGCUGGUACACAGGACCACAACCCACCAUGCCACGCCGUCUCCCAGAAAACAGGGACACUGCAUGACGGGCCGACAACUCUUUACUCCCCACAAACAAAAAAAACCCCUGCAGAAGUGGUGGCACAAGAGCAACGGAAGCAAAAUAAAUGACGUGGUUAUGAUCAGUCUUUUUGAUGUGUGUAACCUAAGAUCCCCCCCCUGCUGUCUCUUGAUCCAUGCCUUGAGCAUGUGUGUUUAUGCCAAAUUUUCUCAGAGGGUUGAAGAAUGUAAAGAUGAGGUGACGUUUCUCUCUUGAUGUCGGUAGCUGCAGGUAAAUGGUAUUUAACCCCUUUUAGAUCCAAACUGAAGCUGUCCUCCUGAGGGGCCAAAACUAUACAAAGGCAUAUUUGUAAAUGCUGAACUCCAGAAUGCAUGGCCCAGACUAACGCUGCAUAAUGAAUGUUGGGCGAAUAUCUGCAAUAGGGCGAGGUGUCAUUAGAUCAGUUGUUGCUUGUUUUUGUGAAGAGACAUUUAAGAGAAUUUCAGCAUUCGGAAUGAUCCUGAAUCGAUAUUUUGUUCCCCCCUUUUCUCUAAUAAUUAUUUAUUGUCGUGUAACAAGUGGUGGUUUUGUGAUUUGAAGGAGAGGAUUUGGGCUUUUUGGUGAUGUUACUGUAAAGUUGCACUGGGCAUCUCUGACAUUUUCCACUUCUGAUACCUUAGGUCAGUUGUUCUGUAAAAUGAAAGCGUGUUCUGUAGUGCAUGAAGUAGAUUCCAGAGAGCUAAAGGCUAUGAAAUAUUAGUGUUUGGUUGUAAACGUAUGUUGUGUGGUUAACCUUGUGGACUGUCCAUGAGAGGAGACAUGAAAUAGAUGAAACAAGCAUCUCACCGGUCAGUUUGAUGCUUGUUACAAGGUGUUGUAACUUGAAAGACUGAGGUUGUGAAGCGGGGUUUGCUAUGCUCCAAGGUUAAACUCAUUUGUUUUGUUGACACACUGAUGACGGUGACCUCUGUGAAUAUAAAGCCGGCAUUAUUUUUCUCCCUGCUGGAGCAAACCCGGGCGUUGGCACGAUCCAUCAUGCUGACCAUACAUGAGGGGCGAGCGUGUGUGAUUGCGUGCUUUGAGGCAUUAAUAUGCUGGCUCGAAGUCCUUGAGGAGAAUAGCUGAACACUCUCCUCACAGAUGGACGUCUCCUCUUUUAAACACCAACAGUUUUUCCUCUGAGAUGCAUUUUGGGCAGCGCUCCUGCUCGCCUGCCAUCUGAAAGUCUCUGGUGAGCUUGUUUGCUGCUAGGCAGUGCACGGGGCUCCACUGCUUGUAUAGCGAGCAGUGAAAUAUCUCAUUUCCUGCGUGAGCUCACUCAAGAGUUGCUAGGGCCGAUUCCUAAAGUAUGGCCUCGCUCACACUUUUCUCCUCCUCCUCCUCCUCCUACUCCUCCCCAAGAACCAUGCAAAUGUUGGUAUGUAAUUUGCUGGUAACCAUUUUUUCCUAUGCUCUCCUCUUUACCCCUCAGAUAUUAUGCCUGUAAGCUAAAGACUUUUUGAAGGUCCUUGGAGGAGAUGUGAUGUUUCUUUAGUCUGAGAUAAAAGAUAACCCAGUGCUGCAUAAUUCUCCAUAAAUAUAUCUGAUCAAUGUUAAUGAGCGGGGGUGUAGAUGUAAGGUUUAUCGAGUGGACACCCAGCUGUGAGCUUCAUUUUGGAGUGAAUCAUAGUCUUCCAUAGCACUUUGAGGCAACGGUUUUGUUUAAUCGGUAGUUUAAUUUUUAGAAAAAUGUCUUAAAUUGCAACAAAAUCUGUCCUUUUUUUAAGUUGAUGUUUAUAAACUGGCUUGCAAUGCUUUAAAAAAUAUAUAUAAUAUACAUUUGCAGAUGUGAUAUACCUUUAAAUUCAAGCUCAAUUUGAGUCGAUGGUGUUUAAGUUUAAUUUAUUUUUAUACUCUUCUAUAUAGAAAAUAUAAUGAUAUCGACGGGCCCACAUAUCUAUACACAGGCACAUGUUACCAUGAAUACAUAAAAUCUGGCAAAGAUGAAUUUGUCAGUAUGUCAGGGACUGUUGAAAUAUGUACGACAUGUUAUGGACGUCUUAUAUUACAAGUAGUCUUAGCGUAUGCUGCUGUCGUUACCUUAAUGUAGAAUCUGUGUAGUCGAUCCCCUGUGGGACUCCCAAUAAAUACAGUAAAUGUGUCUUUAUUAUUGGUGGGGGAGCUUUAGCAGCAUGAACAUGACCGUUUCCCCUCCAAAUAGACCAUUUCUCUUUUUCUACUUGUCCAGAACAUGGGAAUGGAUGCAGUCAGCAAUCUUUGCUCAGUUUGAAGAUGAAAACAUCACACCUGGGUUAAAAAGAAGCUACACAUAAUGCUUGGAGUUUGUUUUAACUAAGCGAAGCAACAUAUUGGUGGGAUUGACCUCAGUCAGUUGUCAAUCUAAGUACACUGAAUUUAAUGUUUUUAAAGGCCCUGUAAACCUAUUUUCUCUACUAUCCUUCUCUGUAGUUCAACAGUUUUCUUCCAAAGUUUGAACAUUUUUGGUUAUUUUAAAUGAGAUUUUGUUGUAUUUGUGUGUUCAGAUAUAUAAACAAGGAUGACAUGACAGCUCUCUAAAAGUGAAGCCAAAACAUAUCGAUCGC
Morone saxatilis (striped sea-bass) is the source of this 5489-nucleotide messenger RNA. RefSeq names its product deltex 1, E3 ubiquitin ligase (gene dtx1). The record is from RefSeq and is a predicted model, not a curated record. The transcript is spliced from 10 exons. Gene Ontology annotation, molecular function: zinc ion binding; ubiquitin protein ligase activity. Bases 949 to 2877 code for a protein of 642 amino acids. Lineage: Eukaryota; Metazoa; Chordata; Actinopteri; Moronidae. Gene Ontology annotation, cellular component: nucleoplasm. Gene Ontology annotation, biological process: protein ubiquitination; Notch signaling pathway.